CCAAAAAAAUACUGAUUUAAACUAAAGAAAGUGACCGCGUGCUUUGCCACAGCACCCCUGGCUGCUCGGGUAGCCCCCAGGAACUGGUGCAAAGUUCAAGGAUUUGGCACAGGAGCAGCGAUGUUUUCCAAGCGGUGGAGUUGGUCCUCAUCCCAGAGCGGAGGAGAAUUGGCUCUGCCUUUUCCAAAACAAGGGCUUGUCCCUGGGGGCUGCUUGGAACUUUGACAUCUUGUCUCCGUGCAGUGGUCAGCUGGCAAGGCUGAUAAAAGAGGCCCUGUUGAUGGACUUGGCGAUCCCUGCCAGCGCGGUUGUGCCGGGCGCCGUGGCAGGCGGAGCAGCAGCUGCAGCAGCGAAGAGGCAAAAUGGCUCUUGCUUUCCUCUUGGCAGCAAUCCUGGGACUUUUGAUUGUCAAGGCUUUUGUUUUGUUUCAGUGGAGAAACUGCAGCUCCCCUCCCUGCAUCAGAAGCUGGAUCCCUUGGUUCGGAGCCGCCUUUCAGUUUGGGAAAGCUCCUCUGGAGUUUAUAGAGCAAGCUAGGAGCAAGCAUGGGCCUGUGUUCACAAUAUUCGCUCUGGGGAAACGAUUUACUUUUGUGACAGAAGAAGAAGGAGCUGAAGCAUUUUUUAAAUCUAAAGACUUAAAUUUUGAACAGGCAGUACAACAAGCUGUGGAGAAAGCAGUUUCUGUGCCUGCAGAAGCAUUUUAUCAGAACCAUGGUAACCUCUACAGCAUGAUGAAGGCAAAAAUGGGUCCUUCUAAUCUGCACGUGUUCACGGGCACUUUGUGUAAGGAACUGCAUGAGCACAUGGCACAGCUGGGCACGGAGGGCACAGGCGACCUCAGUGACCUGGUAAGGCAUGUGAUGUAUCCAGCGGUGGUGAGCACUUUGUUUGGGAAAGGCACCUGCCUGACCACUCAGAGCAAACUCAAGGAGUUUGAAGAACAUUUUCAGAAGUACGAUGAGGACUUUGAAUACGCUUCUCAGAUGCCUGAGUGCUUCCUGAGGAACUGGUCUAAAUCCAAAAAAUGGCUUCUAAAAUUAUUUGAGAAAGUAGUGUCAGAGGCUGAAAGGACCAACCCUUUAGAGACCACGUCCAAGACUCUACUGCAACAUCUCCUGGACAACUUGCAAGGAAAACAUCUAGGUCCGAAUUACAGUCUCCUAAUGCUCUGGGCUUCCCAAGCAAAUGCUGUCCCUAUUGCGUUCUGGACCCUUGUUUUCAUACUCUCUUAUCCCUCCAUUUACAAGAAGAUCGUGGAAGACCUGGCUUCUGUUUUUGGCAAAGCAGGUAAAGAUAAAAUAGAAGUCUCUGAAGAGGAGCUUAAGAAGCUCCCUUUUAUUAAAUGGUGCGCUUUGGAAGCCAUACGGCUGAGGUCUCCAGGUGCAAUCACCAAGAAAGUAGUAAAUCCAAUAAAAAUUCAUAACUUCACUGUCCCUGCAGGUGACAUGCUGAUGUUGUCCCCAUACUGGUUACACAGGAAUCCAAAGUAUUUUCCUGACCCAGAAGUGUUCAAACCUGAUCGUUGGAAAGAGGCAAAUUUAGAGAAGAAUGCUUUCUUGGACAGCUUUGUGGCAUUCGGAGGAGGAAAGCAUCAGUGUCCAGGAAGGUGGUUUGCUAUCAUGGAAAUCCAGUUGCUUGUUGUGCUGUUCCUAUACAAAUACGAAUUUGUGCUUUUGGAUGCAGUUCCAAAGGAGAGCCCUUUACACCUGGUGGGGACACAACAACCCAUGGCACCGUGCCGGGUCCAGUAUAAAUGCCGGGAAUGAAAGGUGCCCAGCACUAAACAACCUUCCUUUGCCGGCCACCUCUGGAUGGAUGGACCACUGAGCUGCUUCCCUGCUGUACACAUUCAGAUGUGUUCUCUGCCUUAACAGUUUCAACUUUAAAUGCUGUCCAUACUCUGCCUUGUGGUAUGCCAUCCCAGCAUAGUCGUAUCUAUGCUCCUCACCGGAUUGCCUACCUCUUGGUAUUUAAAAAUCAAGCUCUCCUGCUGCAUUCAUAGUUUGUUGGCCAAUUGCUGAUGGACUUUGCAAAUCUAAACUAAAGACACUAAACUCAACAGACAUUCAGGACAAAAUGCUGCAAGGUUUGGAAACCUUGCAUGGAAGUUGUGCUCCAAGCAGCAGGAGAGCAGGUCCAUCAGGCCAGGUCACUGCUUCCUGAUGGUCUCUUUGAACUAAACCAAAGUUGUGCCUUGUGGUAACUCCAUACAGCUCCCGGGUACUGAUGUACAUGAAAUGCAGGACAGCGCUGAGUGGAGACGUCCAGGUCAGAUCUGCAGCCACAAUGAAAUAGCAUCACUUAUGAAUCACUGCCUGUGUAGGUAGGUGAGGAUCUGCCCUGCUCUGUCUACAGUUAGUGCCAAUGUUUUCCACAUAGAAUGCAUUUGCAGUGGAAAAAUUGCAAACAUGGGAAACACUGAGGUCUUGUUUGACUGAAGCACCUAAAAUUUCUCCUGAGCUUUAUUUGCUCCAAAGGAUUCAGAAUUUGGCCUUGUGUGAAUAUGCAAUGAAAGGAGUCCGGUUCUGGAAUCUCCAACAUGAGAAGGAUAUGGAACUGUUGGAACAGGUCCAGAGGAGGCGAUGAAGAUGAUGUGAGGGCUGGAGCAUCUCUGCUCUGAGGACAGGCUGAGAGAGUUGGGAUUGUUCAGCCUGGAGAGAACUUAGAGCAGCUUCCUGUACCUGAAGGGGCUCCAGGAAAGCUGGGGAAGGACUGUUUACAAGGGCCUGAAGUGAUGGGACCACAGGGAAUGGCUUGAAAUUGGAAGGGGAAAGAUUUAGAUGAGGGAUUAGGAAGAAAUUCAUCACACUGAGGGUGGGGAGGCCCUGGCCCAGGUUACCCAGGGAAGCUGUGGCUGCUCCAUCCCUGGAGGGGUUCCAGGCCAGGUUGGAGCCUGGGCCAGUGGGAAUGUCCCUGCCCGUGCAAGGGGGUGGUACUGGAUGGGCCUUGAGGUCCCUUCCAACCCAACCCGUUCUAUGAUUCUAUGAUAUGAUUUUUCCUCAUAUCUCAUGCUCACAGACUUUCCCCCCGAUCUGUUAGAGAAGGGAUCAGAGCAAAGCCGCGAGGCUGCUCGUGUCUCUGCCUGCGCUGCCCAGCGGGGCCGUCAGUGCACACGUUGUACGUGUGUGUUUGUGCACGACCCUGCCGGGAAUCCGUGUUCAGCCUCGCUGCAAGCUGGAGCCAGGGGCGUGCAGCUGCGGCAGCCUCACCUCCGUCAGCCUACGGAUUUAGCAACUCCCUAGCGGGCUGGAACCACUCAUGAAAACAUUUGUCCUGAAAGGCAGGAUGUAUUAUUAUUAAAGUGUAGACUUCUGGCAGGAAAGAAGUACCUGUUCUUGACAGCCAGGGAGAUGCCAAACAAGCAGGUGAAGAAAAGUGGGAUUGGCUCUGGAAUGCCCUGCAGAGGAUGACAGCUCCGUGCACUUGCUUACUUUGCUAAGUAGAAAAAAAAAGGAGGGAGGUGGAUUAGUAAAGUAAUGUGGUGGUCAAGUGACAGAGCUAAAUGGGGCCUUCUACCUGGAUAUAACUCAAAAGCUUCUGGGGGAGGGAAAGACUGCACGUUCCCACUGGGACAGGGUGAAAUGGGCAUUAAAAGUCAUCAUGGUGCCCUACUCAUGACUGGAUUAACAGGAUCUAAAUUACUGUUCCUCAAAUCUUCGUCCAGUCUGCUUUUAAAUACAGCAAUGCUGAAUUUCCAUGACGGAUUUCUCCUCUUGCCUGAAUCUCCCUGCUGUUAGAAAGCUUUUUUACGUCGGAGGAGUCAGAGAGAGGAUUUUAUUCAUACUCCACCACAAGGGCAGUUUCUCCUCUCCACAGACAGCAGAUUUUUAAUGCAAAAGUAAAGGAAAAAAUGGUAUUUUGACCUCUCUUUGUGUUUCUACCUUCUGGAUGAGUAAUGAAUGUUAAAGGGAAUGCAGGGGGGCAUUUAAGAAGGACACUACGGGGAUGGAGUGUGUCCAGAGAAGGGCAGCGGAGCUGGUGAAGGGCAGGAGCAUGAGUCUUAGGAGGAGGAGCUGAGGGAUGGAGGGUUGUUUAUUCUGGAGAAAAGGAGGCUCAGGGGAGACCUCAUCCCCCUCUGCAACUGCCUGAAAGGAGGUUGUAGCGAGGUGGGAGUUGGUCUCUUCCUCCAAGUGACACAUGAUAGGAUGAGAGGACAUGGCCUCUAGUUGUUCCAGGGCAGGUUCAGGUUGGACAUCAGGAAAAAUGUCUUCUCCAAAAGGGUUCUCAGGCCCUGUCAGAGGCUGCCCAGGGAGGUGGUGGAGUCCCCAUCCCUGGAGGAGUUUGAAAGCUGGGUAGAUGAGGUGCUCAGGGAUCUGGUUUAGUAGUGGGCAGGUAUGGUUGGUCUUGAUGAUCUCAAAGGUCUUUUCCAACCAAGUGAUUCUAUGAUCCCUCAAAAGCCAUCUUAGAAAAUACAAUCACUCCUCCUCCAGACAUUGCAUAGGACAGAUCUGUCUGAGCAAAACCCAUGGUCUGGCCUGGCCAGGACUAUGUAUUUGUGUUUGUUUAUACUGGGAUAAGAAACUCCCGUGCCUAAGCCAGUGAACCAAAUGGUAGGAGUCUUCUUAAAGAGAGAGAGGAAAUCUAAAGUUAUGAGAAAUGAAUGAUAAAACUCUUUCAAAUCAAAUUUCUAUAAUAAAUCUUGGACUCUGAUGUACACUGAAGAAGUGUUUCAGGACAAAACAACACAGAACCUAUCACACUGCAGCCAAUCCUUUUGUGACGCUUUUGAGGAAAGUAAACAUUUUCCCUGAAAUCAUAAAUUUCCCAUGGAAUUAUAAUAUUUUCAGAAAGCUUGUCAAAAUAUUUUGAGUUCAAAUUGUGAACCCACUGCCAGUGAAUCUUUUCCAGUCAGUGCGGUGAAAAGAUAACCCAUGGUGUCAGAGCCACCUCCCAGAAUAAUCACAGCUUCUUUUAUGUCUUCCCUCUCAUGAGCGUCACUGAAGGCAAAUCUCGAUUGUACUCAGCAGUCAAGUGUUUCAAGUGGCCUCUUUCUCUACGCCAGUAAUGGCAUUCGAUAUCUUUUCCAUGCCACCGAUUGUCACAGAAACCAGAAGUUUAGGCUUAGCACGUAGGCCUCCUGAAAAUAGAUAUCUGGAGACUAAAAGAUAUGGCUGUAGCCAUGGAGAGGUGAGCUAAAAAUAAUGACUUCCUUUCGAAAAGAGAUUAAUUCCAAGGCCCAAGCUCUGUGCUGUGCUUAAGCACCGUGCCAAGCAAAACUCGACUUAAGCAUGUGUUUUGCUUUAAGCAAACACUUUAAGUAGAUUUCGCCUGGUCCAGCGGGAGGUGCCCAUGGCAGGGGUGGAACUGGAUGGGCUUUGAGGUCCCUUCCAACCCAAACCAUUCUGUGAUUCUAUGGUUUGCAGAAUAAGGAUUGAUUUCAAUUUAAGCCCAUGCUUAUGUGCUUUGCUGGACCAGGGUCCAAAUGCCUCAGUUGCUAACCUGUUGUUUGCACUGAGUCUUGGCAUCUCUGUUGUAAUUCUAAAGAGAAACAAAGGCGAGUGGAAACACUGAGGCAGCUUUGUUCAUUUUAGGUGAAGCUGGCGAAUGCUGAGGGCUUCGAGGAAAAACAUUCAUAGAAUCAUAGAACUAUACGAUGGUUCGGGUUGGAAGAGACUUCAAAACCCACCCAGUCCCACCCCCUGCCAUGGGCAGGGACACCUCCCACCGGCCCAGGCUGCUCCAAGCCCCAUCCAACCUGGCCUGGAACCCCUCCAGGGAUGGGGCAGCCACAGCUUCCCUGGGUGACCUGGGCCAGGACCUCCCAGCCCUCAGCGUGAAGAAUUUCUUCCUAAUGUCUAAUCUAAAUCUUCCCCCUUCCAAUUUAGAACCAUUGCCCUUUGUCCCAUCACUCCAGACCCUUUGUAAACAGUCCUUCCCCAGCUUUCCUGUAGUCCCUUUCAGCACUGGAAGCUGCUCUAAGGUCUCCUUGGAGCCUUCUCCAGGCUGAACAACCCCAACUCUCUCAGCCUGUCCUCACAGCAGAGGUGCUCCAGCCCUUGGAUCAUCUUCGUGGUCUCCUCUGGACCCAUUCCAACAGCUCCUUCUCAUGUUGAGGAUUCCAGAACUGGACACAGGACUCCAGGUGGGGUCUCACAAGAGCAGAGCAGAGGGGCAGGAUCCCCUCCCUCUCCCUGCUGGCCACGCUGCUUUGGAUGCAGCCCAGGGCACGGUUGUCCUUCUGAGUUGCCAGCUCAAUUUUACAUGGUCACAUUUAUAGCAUAAAUCAGUGGGCUUUAUAGGCAGAAAGCAUCUUCCCCAAUUACUUGGUACUUUCUAAAUGGGUGGCUCAUCACAUGGCAAAAAAUAUUUCCUCUCCACCGGUAUGUGGUGGAAGGGGAAUUAGACACAAGAAAGGCAUUCAAAAGAUAGCAAUCAUUUAAUUGAAACAACCAAGGAGAAGCUUUCAUCCUGCAGCCUUUCUGAGUGGCCCUGGGCAUGCGAGUGCCAUGCAAGAGUGGCACAGAGUAAGGUAUUUUUUUUUUCACUUUGAUCAUAAAAUUACUAGGAAAGGCUUAAUGGGGUUAUAAAUAUCUUGUUUCCAUGAGAGUCCUGGGAAGAUAAUUAUAGCACCGAAGUCUUUACAAAGAUAGAGCAUUUAUAAAAUGAUAUUAUCUGAGGACUCCAAUGGAUAACGCAGGGAAUUCUGCGCUCUAUUCCCAGCUCUCUAUUGACUCACUGUGCUCUUUGGGCGAAUCACUUCAUCCCCCAAUGAUUCAGUGUCCUCUAUACAUUGGGGUAAUAAUAAUAAUUACUGACUGCUGCAAAGUGUGUAUGGAUUGAAAGCUGUAAGUAUUGCUCAUGCUCAUCAGAGCACUCAAGACUGCUUAUUGCUCAUAAUGGAUGUCUGCAAGACUUUGGAUAAGCUGUGUGCUUUCCUGAGUUGCAAUUGUCAUCUUUGUGCUAUUGGUGAAUUACUUUACUUGUAGAGUUACAGUCAAAAUAUUCAGAAGAAAUGUUUUGAAUCUCUUACUUCACUUCCUUUAUGAUGCUGAUGAAACGGCUCUAUCCCAGACUCCUCAAAAUACUUUGUUUCUAAGGCAAAGCUCGGAAUUUAAAGACUAUGGCCAAGAUUCUUGUUGAGUCAAAAUCAUAGAAUCAUGGAAUGGUUUGAGUUGGAAGAGACAUCAAAGCCCAUCCAGUUCCAACCCCCUGCCAUGGGCAGAGACACCUCCCACUGGACCUUCCCAGGGCCUCCUCACCCUCACCAUGAAGAAUUUCUUCCUAAUGUCUAAUCUAAAUGUUCCCCCUUCCAAUUUAAAGCCAUUGUCCUUCAUUCUAUCACUCCAGGCCCUUGGAAAAGUCCCUCCCCAGCUUUCCUGGAGCCCCUUCAGGUACUGGAAGCUGCUGUCAACCAAC
Cuculus canorus (common cuckoo) is the source of this 7356-nucleotide messenger RNA. Its product is annotated as 24-hydroxycholesterol 7-alpha-hydroxylase. The coding region runs from base 363 to 1766 and encodes 467 amino acids. Gene Ontology annotation, biological process: cholesterol homeostasis; bile acid biosynthetic process. The transcript is spliced from 12 exons. Gene Ontology annotation, molecular function: oxidoreductase activity, acting on paired donors, with incorporation or reduction of molecular oxygen; heme binding; iron ion binding. The record is from RefSeq and is a predicted model, not a curated record. Lineage: Eukaryota; Metazoa; Chordata; Aves; Cuculiformes; Cuculidae.